GAUAAAUAUUUAAACAUUUGUUUACCGUUAGAUCCCAAAAUAUUUUACUGUACAUCUAACGUCCAUCUACGAUCUCGCCAAAACAUUAGGUGAAACCUUACCCUUCGAAUUCGAAGUAAAGUUUCACCACCUAGAUCUAUAUUCUAGAAGUAGAUCUAGACUCUAGAGCUUUUUACAAUUACUUGUUGAUGAGGACUGAGAUUCUAUAUAACUCAAGACUUGUUCAACAUGAGAAAAGAAGAUCAACACUUUACAGCAAGUAGGAUGGAUAAGCUUAUUGUUGGUUUGCACUUGUAUUCAUCGCAGCACUGAUCACAGAAAUGAAUGUUUUGAACACAGGCAAAUAAGAAAUAAUGAACAAUAGCUUAUCUUUCAUUAAAUUCUAAAACAAUUUCUAUGUUGCUCUUCUUUUUAGACAUCUAAAGUUGUAUCAUUUAUGGAAUCUUCUUUAACCUCACCUCUCAGUGAUACCAAAGUAAGUACAAGAAAAACUAAAAGGCAAUUAUUGCUUGUAUGUAUUAUGUGUGGCUAUGAAGUGUGCUCAAAAAAGCGCCUGAAGCAUCACCUGUCUAAACACAUUCAGUGUAAAGGGUCUUCCCCUAAACUUGAAAGUAGCACAAAACAAUUUACCAGUGAUAAUGAUCAUGAUAAUAAGUACACUUGCACCUUGUGCAAUAGCAAGUACAAAUACAAACCUGGCCUUAAUCGCCAUAUGGAAAAACAUGAGGAUUGUAUUUACAAAAUUUAUGACACCAGGAAGCUGUCUGUGAAAAAAAUAAGACAUGGGUUCAGUAGUGUCAAAUUUAUGAUGGAAUCUGGCAAAAAAUUUGAAUCAGAUAAACCUUUUCGGUGUGAGUUGUGUGGUCAAGGAUGUACUACUAAAACCAAAUUAAAACGACACUAUGAUAUUCAUAACUCGGAUAUCAGGUACUCGUGCAAUCUGUGUGAUUAUUCUACAAGUCGAAUUGACACUCUGUCAACCCACCAAAAAACACACACUCAGCUUAAAAACCACACUUGCCUGAAAUGCUACAAAAAGUUCAAAACCAUCAAGUGCCUCAAGUCUCACGUCAUCACUCACGCUUCUAUUGGAAAACUUGAGUGCCCUGUGUGUUUGGGAAUUCUGCCCUCACUGUCCAAAUUUAAAACUCACCUCAAUCAGCACAAAAAUGAUACACCGCCAGAGCAGCUGAGACUUCCUCUGCUAAUGAUGAGGGAGAAGCUGGAUGAGCUCUAUCAAAGUUUCAUCACCGACUGCCCAGGUUUGAACACACUGGCUAAGAGAGACAGAGUGUUUCCUUGUAGGAGUCGUUCUUACUUGACUAGCACAUUUCUUUGUAGCAUUUGUGGAUAUUUGACUAAGAAGAAAUGCAACUUUCUGGUUCAUCUGUUGGUGCAUGGCCAGGAGCGGCCAUACAAAUGUGAACAUUGCAUGUAUAGUUGUAAGUCCAGAUCCAACCUUAACAAGCAUAUUAAAUUUUAUCAUCAUUCUAACACUAUCAGACGUUUUACUCGUAUACCCAGAAAAAUAUCUCAUUAAUGAGCUUAUUGUUGUUAUACCAAUAUGUAUUUAUUUAUCUGAUAAUUGGACGAAUUGCUUGAGGCAACCUUGUUUGGUUUAAAUUUUUAACUUAGGAAAUGUUUUGUUUUUUAAUGUUGAUUUUUGAUUAAAUUUUAUUGAAUCAAUAAUGUAUUUAAUUUCUUUAUUGAAAUAUAUCUAUAUGAGUAAAAAAAAAAGUUCAUUUAUACAAAUUCAUGAAUUGUAUUAUUUGUUUUAAGGGCAUGACUUGGCCUGAAUUGUGCUGAUGUGCCAAAAAUGUAAAACUAAAACCAAACUUAAUUGUUUUAAUUUUUCAUUCUAGUUCUUUUGAUUUUAAACCAUCUUUGUGUUUAUCAGGCUAUGUUCCAUUUUAAACAAGUUUUGUUGUUUAAAUUAUUUCAUUCAUUCUAAAGCUGUGUUACUCGUGAUAUUUAUUUUUUUAAAAUAAACUUUGACUCAAACUGAACA
Messenger RNA from Biomphalaria glabrata, 2008 nucleotides. Its product is annotated as zinc finger protein 91-like. Gene Ontology annotation, cellular component: nucleus. Gene Ontology annotation, molecular function: RNA polymerase II cis-regulatory region sequence-specific DNA binding; DNA-binding transcription activator activity, RNA polymerase II-specific. Lineage: Eukaryota; Metazoa; Mollusca; Gastropoda; Planorbidae. The coding region runs from base 437 to 1540 and encodes 367 amino acids. Gene Ontology annotation, biological process: regulation of transcription by RNA polymerase II. The transcript is spliced from 2 exons. The record is from RefSeq and is a predicted model, not a curated record.